AUGAGGGUUCGCAUUGAAUUGAGAAAAGUCAAUAAAAAUGGGUGCGACAAGCAAACGGCACGAGAGCGUCACAUGAACGACAUGGGAGCGACACGGACGCGGCACGGGAGCGACACGGGGCGGGCGGGAGUCGGCCCUUACGCACCUGUGCUGGGCAGCAGCGCGGCCACGCUGGCCGUCACGCUGGGCAUGCCCUUCACCAGCGGCAGGUCGCCACCUACAACCAGCGCCCACCACCGCUCACCACCGCUCACCGCCGCUCACCACCCACCGCACGCCAUUCGACCUCCGUGCCGUGUGCACAAUUCGAGAGGAUUUCGCGACACCCCGUACGUU
Iphiclides podalirius (scarce swallowtail) is the source of this 336-nucleotide messenger RNA. The record is from the annotation of a GenBank genome assembly. Lineage: Eukaryota; Metazoa; Arthropoda; Insecta; Lepidoptera; Papilionidae.